UUAAAGGUCACACUUGGUCUCUCUGUUUCUGCAAAGUCUCUCACACAAAGAAGAAGAAGAAGAAGAGAAUCAAUGGCGAGUUGCUUCAGCUACGUGUCUUCUCGUAACAAAUGUUACCAAUACAGCUUCUCUCGCGCUGGUCUGCGAUCAUCUACCUCCGAUCUUGGCGACGGCACCGUUCUCCACUGUUGGAUCCCACAGACUCACAUCGACACCAAGCCCACGCUCCUCCUUCUCCACGGGAUCGGAGCUAACGCUAUGUGGCAGUGGGACCGCUUCAUCGACCGGUUUAUCCCCCGGUUCAACGUCUACGUACCGGACCUCAUCUUCUUUGGCGACUCGUACACCACUAGGCCAGACCGGUCAGAGUCUUUCCAGGCGAGUUGCGUCAUGAAGGCGAUGGAUGGUUACGGUGUUGGGACGGUGACCGUUGCUGGGCUCAGCUACGGAGGCUUCGUGGCCUACUCGUUGGCGGCGCAGUUUAAGGAGAGGAUAGAUCGGGUUGUGCUAAUAUGCGCCGGGGUUGCUCUGGAGGAGAAAGACGUGGAGGACGGGAUGUUUAAA
Molecule: messenger RNA, 564 nt
Organism: Camelina sativa (false flax)
Lineage: Eukaryota; Viridiplantae; Streptophyta; Magnoliopsida; Brassicales; Brassicaceae
Source: RefSeq, a predicted model, not a curated record